AUGAAAAUAGGCCAAAGAGCAAGUCCAAACCACAUUCACUCAAAAGGAUUUGGAACAACUUCAAACUUUUAUCAAGGUUCGAAGAAGAGCAGAGAGAGAGAAAAUCAUGUCAAUGAUCUCAGGAGUAGGCAUUUAAGAACAAAUAGCUUCAUGGACAAAUUCACUAAUAAUUCAAAAAUAAAUUCACACAAAAAGCAAGGUUCCUUAAGCGGAAUAUUUGCUAAUAACUUACAAAGCCAAGAUAUUCUUAACAAGGAUAACAGGAAUGCUUUAAAUAAUACUCUCCAAAUUGAGACUGGAAAUGGGUCGCUUGAAAGAAGCAACUUAAAUACAAGAUCUGCUGCAAACUCGCCUGCUCAUCAUCGAAAAUAACUCUCACAAUUUUAACGAUAUGAGAAGUGAAUUGCCUCUGAUAUUCAAUUCUCCUUCAAACACAGUUAGAGGAAAUUUAGAGUCAAUUUUAAUUAACAAAUCCAACAAUGAGAGGGGGUUUAAAACUCCUAUCAAAAAGCACAUGCCGUACUGGGAUGCCAAGUCUCUUCAGGAUUCCCAAAACUUCAUCAAGCAGCAAGAAGUUGAAAAACUGAUCUUAAAAUAACAAAAAGAUGAGCUAUAGGAGCUUUCUUGAAAAUCAAAUGAAGCAGAGACAACAGAAGGAAAGUGAUGAAAAGGAGCAAAACAAGAAGGACUUUAAUAAAAUGCUCAAUAAUAUCAAUAGCAUCGAGCUGCAUGAUCGCAGGGCUUUCCACCAACAAAAGAAAAAGCUGAAUGAACAAAAUCUCCGGAUGCUAAGACAAUACGAGAAAAAUAAUGAGCAUAAGCGCAAGCUAAAGUCUAAGGACCUUAAAGAAGAACUUCACAAUGCGAAUAAAGCAAAGGUCCAGCUAGACUCUGAUAAAAUGAAGGAUUAUGUCAGAAAACAGCAGCUUAAAGAGCAAGAAAGAAAGGAUGUACAAAGACAGAUUGACAUAAAGAAGAAGAUCAAGAUGGUUAAUACAGAGGGAGAUCGCAAGGAGAUGGACCACAUGCUUAAACAUGAAUUUGACCUGUUUGGAAGAAACCAGAUCAGACACCAGAACAAGAUUAGUAACAUCAUGAAUAGAAAUGAAAGAAUUCUACAUGAAAAUACUAAAUACAGCAACUUCAAGCAGAUUAAUAGUGCUAAAAAUUCUACUUUUAAUGAGUCUAAUUCCUUGCUUCUUACUCAGAAUGCUAAAGAUCUCACUCAGAGAGAGCGAAAUCUGAAGUGAAGAGAGAUGCUUCAAACUUAUAAACAGCAAAUCAUAGAAAAUGAGAAGAGAAAAAAGAAGAGCCUAAAUAACAAAAAGAAGGUCGAACGCUUCAUCUUUGAUAAAGAUAGUGAGAUUGUUACUCACCAAGUAAAAGAGGAAAGAUUACAAGACCUCAAGAAGAAAGCUCAACUAAGGAAAGAACUUGACAGGCAGAUCAGGGAUAAAAAGAAAGCAGAGCAAGAAGAACUCCUCUCUGUAUAUAUCUAG
Molecule: messenger RNA, 1499 nt
Organism: Moneuplotes crassus
Lineage: Eukaryota; Ciliophora; Spirotrichea; Euplotida; Euplotidae
Source: the annotation of a GenBank genome assembly